This is a messenger RNA of Purpureocillium lilacinum, 291 nucleotides long. Its product is annotated as ubiquitin-protein ligase Anaphase Promoting Complex. Gene Ontology annotation, molecular function: cullin family protein binding; zinc ion binding; ubiquitin protein ligase activity. NCBI's taxonomy places the organism in Eukaryota, Fungi, Ascomycota, Sordariomycetes, Hypocreales, Ophiocordycipitaceae. Gene Ontology annotation, biological process: anaphase-promoting complex-dependent catabolic process; protein ubiquitination; positive regulation of mitotic metaphase/anaphase transition. Gene Ontology annotation, cellular component: anaphase-promoting complex; nucleus. The record is from RefSeq and is a predicted model, not a curated record.
AUGAAGGUCACCAUCAAGGAGUGGAACGCCGUCGCCACCUGGCGAUGGGACAUCCCGGAAGACGACGUCUGCGGCAUCUGCCAGGUCCACUUUGAUGGGACGUGUCCGACCUGCAAAUACCCUGGCGACGACUGCAGCCUGCUGUCUGGCAAGUGCGGCCACAACUUUCAUAUGCACUGCAUCAUGGAGUGGAUAAAACAAGACUCUGCCCGCGGCCAGUGCCCCAUGUGCCGACAACCGUUCGAAUGGGCCGACCAGGCUAAUGAGUCAACGACAUCUGGGCAAGAGUAA